Dovyalis caffra is the source of this 657-nucleotide messenger RNA. The record is from the annotation of a GenBank genome assembly. Lineage: Eukaryota; Viridiplantae; Streptophyta; Magnoliopsida; Malpighiales; Salicaceae.
AUGAUGAUCAGACGGAUUCAAAAAUUGGCUCCCUUUUUCUCUUCUUCUUCUUCUUCUUCUCCAUUGAAAUCUAGCUGCUGCGGCUGCUGGUUUUCCUCAAAGUCAUCAAUGGACGUCGCUGCAGCUGAUGUUGCCGACGUCACCGCAGAAGAAGAGCUAUUGUACCCAUCUGUUGCUUCCACUGCGAAGCCGGUGACCACAAUCCCUAAUCUCCUUCAGCCUCGUGUCGUCAUCUAUGAUGGAGUCUGCCAUCUCUGCCACCGAGGGGUGAAGUGGGUGAUUGAAGCAGACAAAUACAGGAAGAUCAAGUUCUGUUGCCUCCAGUCUAAAACUGCUGAACCUUACUUGACACUCUGCGGUGUUGACCGAGAGGAUGUUCGCCGUCGCUUUCUCUUCAUCGAAGGCCCAGGAUUAUACCACCAAGCAUCCACUGCUGCACUGAGAGUGAUGUCAUACUUGCCUCUACCAUACUCCGCUUUGAGCACACUCUUGAUAGUUCCAACUCCUCUCAGGGAUGCUGUCUAUGACUAUGUUGCCAAGCACCGCUAUGGUUGGUUUGGGAAGGCUGACGAUUGCUUAGUUUUGAAAGAGAAAGAGCUGCUUGAGCGUUUCAUAGACAGGGAUGAGAUUAUUGAUAGGAGUCGAUCAGAUUUAUAA